Messenger RNA from Xylaria bambusicola, 1901 nucleotides. RefSeq lists its product as uncharacterized. The transcript is spliced from 3 exons. Lineage: Eukaryota; Fungi; Ascomycota; Sordariomycetes; Xylariales; Xylariaceae. Gene Ontology annotation, biological process: retrograde vesicle-mediated transport, Golgi to endoplasmic reticulum. Bases 363 to 1454 code for a protein of 363 amino acids. Gene Ontology annotation, molecular function: SNAP receptor activity. Gene Ontology annotation, cellular component: SNARE complex; endoplasmic reticulum. The record is from RefSeq and is a predicted model, not a curated record.
AAUAAUUCCUUAUUAGGAAGCGCCACCUCGAUUUUCUCAACGGCGCGUUGUUUCUAUAAUCUCAGGUAAUACGGUAUGUACCCAGACAGGCCCCAGGGUACAACAGUGAAGUACCCAUGUAGGGCCUAAGUACUUAACGCAACUAAGUGGACAACGCGUGGUGUCCGCCCGUGUCAACUCGACGCCGAUCAGCCCCUCCAACCGUUUCAUUCGAAGCUCAUGAUUCCGCGCUCACCAUCCUGCAAUACUACACUACUACGACAACAGCUACCUAAGUUUACAUCAAGCUUCGAUAUAUCCACAUCCAAGGACGAAGCAGCUCCUGUUUCAACCAGAUAAACACCAUCGAGUGAGGAUACCGUAUGGCGCGACUUACUCAGGGACCCAUCACGCCUCACAGAAGCGUGUCCAAUCCCGACUCGCUAACGGACCUUACCCGUCUGCUCAGUCGCUUACAACAGAGUAUUCUACACGCCGACGCCGAGCGAGAGCGGAGCCUGCGAACGAGCGAGCAUGAGCGCAACAAGGCUGGUAUAAACCUUGAGUACGCUCGCACUCUCCUCACCAAGUUAGAACAGGAUGCGUUAGCUAUCAAAGUGCACUCGAGGAGAGUGGAGAUGCAGGCCGACCUGAACCAGAAACGAGACAUAUUCGAACAGCUUGUGGAGAGAUUGCGCGAGCUCGACGACAUAAGCAUAGACAGCGACGAAGAUGACAGUGACGAGGGCGAGGACUUGUUAGGAGAUAUCAUUCCAACUCCGAGUCAGAGCUCUGACUCGAGAUCAGCCGACCAUAUCCGCGACGAGUUAGGAGACGUGCAGCAACAAGAAAGUGAAGAUUGUGAGGGCGAGUCGACUAUUUUACCUGAACCAAAGCAAGCAGCGCCUCAACCAAUGCCUACUAAGCAAGCCUCGCCAUUAAUAGUACCUGUGACAGCUGCCUCGCCAACACUGCCUCCCGAGCCGCAUGCUACAACCACAAUCACGUCACCCACACUUCGUCCUCGCGGAAGCGCAAUCGCCGCACAAAAAGCCCCAGUAACAGACACAGCAACAACAACCAGUGCGCUACGCUCUCAGCUCCUCGGUGCUGCCGCAGCCUCGUCCACAACCACAGCUACAACAACUGCGACGGCCGAGGCAAUAUUAGACCACCAUCGUGCGGAGCAAGACAAGCUGACUGAGUCCAUGGUCUCAAUGGCAAAAGCGUUAAAAGCGUCCACGCAUGCCUUCUCGACGGCGCUGCGCGAGGACCAAGAUGUGUUGGAGGGUGCAAGUAAAGGGCUUGAUCGCAACGAGCGAAACCUCGAUGGUGUCGCAGGACGCAUGGGGAGCCUGCGCCGUCUCACCGAGGGUAAGGGCUGGUGGGGCCGCAUGAUCCUAUAUGCGUGGAUCGCGGGGCUCGCCGUCUUCGCAGUGUUGCUGGUCUUUGUGUUUCCGAAGCUCAGAUUUUGAUUAGCAGAUUUUGAUCAGCAAAUUGUCUCUAAGUAGGGCAGAUCAUUGGAAAUGAGUGUCUGACGAGCAUAGUACCAAGUGUUACUGAUGGCAGGGUCAGAGACCCAAACAAACGUAAAGUGUCAGGUUAGCAUGCAUGUGUUACAACGGCGGGAAAUGACUGAUGACUUGACGAGAUGUAUGUACGUCGAUAUUGUAUGGUCUCAUACAGCGCAAUGCGUCCUGGUUGAUAGGAUGUGAGGAGGGAAUGCUUCUAGUGAAAUCUACUUCCAUGAGGAUGAUGCUGCCUACGGCUUGCGGCGAUCUUGUUUCUCUUCAUCGUGAUUAGCUCAGGAACCAUACCUGUACAUGGAUGCACAUCAAACCUAGGAAUCUAUGAAGACAUCUAAACCCGAUAUGUUCCUCCUCCAUUUUGGUAUGAAUAUAAGUAUAGAGCCCGUAUAUCGA